GGCAGUGGAGGUUGAGACUUGAGAAAGACUAGUAGAUGGUGUUAUUUAUUAUUAAAAAGGAAAAAUUACUAGCUUAGUGUAUAGUUGAAGAAAAGUAGGGUGGUGUCUUUAUUUAGAUGAAUAAAUUAUGUAAAAGAAGAGUCUAAAGAAGCUAAACACAGAUACUUCCCCUUAUAAAUUCCUCAUUAUUUUCUCAACUCAACUCAUCUCACACUUUUUGAUAUUCUUCUUCUGUUUUUUUGUUUUGUUUCCUGUGUGUUUGCAUUUUUGUGAUAGUGAAGCUGGGAAAUUCGGAUCAGUAAUGGGGAAGAAGCCAAGAAUUGUGAUAAUUGGGGCUGGAAUGGCUGGGCUUACUGCUGCUAAUAAACUUUACACUUGUGCAAGCUCAAAAGACUUGUUUGAGCUAUGUGUUGUUGAAGGUGGAGCAAGAAUUGGCGGCAGAAUCAACACUUCAGAGUUCUGUGGUGACAGAAUUGAGAUGGGUGCAACAUGGAUUCAUGGCAUUGGAGGCAGCCCAAUUUAUAAAAUUUCUCAGGAAAUCCAUUCACUUGAGUCUCAACAGCCAUGGGAGCACAUGGAUGGUUUCUCUGCAGAAACAAAAAAGGUAGCUGAAGGAGGUUUUGAGCUUAAUCCAUCCGUUUUUGACCCUGUUUCCACUCUUUUUAAUAGCCUCUUAAAUUUUGCUCAGCACAAGCUUGACCAACCUUCAACAUGUGAGAAAUUUGACUACUACAAUCUUGCUGUUAAAGCUUUGAAGAUUUGUAAAAACAAUAGUAGGCUUGGUGAAGUUAGUGUUGGCUCUUUUCUCAGACAAGGGCUUAAAUCUUUUUGGGAUUGUGUUAAAGAUCAAGAGGAGCUCAAAGGGUAUGGCACUUGGAGUAGAAAGUUGCUUGAAGAAGCCAUUUUUGCAAUGCAUGAAGACACCCAGAGGGCAGAUACUUCUGCUGGCGAUUUGUUCACCCUAGAUUUCAAUGCAGAAAGUGAGUACCAAAUGUUCCCAGAUGAAGAAAUCACCAUUGCUAAAGGUUACAUGAGCAUAAUUGAACAUCUAGCUUCUGUUCUCCCUCCUGGUUUGAUCCAAUUAGGCCGAAAAGUUUCCACCAUUGAGUGGCAAUCGGAAGGGAACAAGUCAAUACAGAUGGAAAAUGGCCACCCUUUAAGGCCAGUAAAGCUACAUUUUUGCGAUGGAUCUGCCAUGUUAGCUGAUCAUGUUAUUGUCACAGUUUCAUUGGGGGUACUUAAAGCUGGAAUUCACCAAGAUUCUGGCACAUUCAAGUUUACCCCCCCUCUUCCAUCUUUCAAGACUGAGGCAAUUUCAAGACUAGGAUAUGGGGUUGUUAACAAGUUGUUUCUUCAAGUGAGUCCGUCAAAUGAAUAUGAUGUCAUCAAAGGCAGCAGCAGCUUCCCAUUUCUGCAUAUGGCAUUUCAUAGAUCAGACUCGGAGUUGAGAAAUGAAAAAAUCCCCUGGUGGAUGAGAAGGACAGCUUCUAUGUGCCCAAUUUACAAGAAAUCAAAUGUGUUACGCUCUUGGUUUGUAGGGAAAGAAGCUCUUGAGCUUGAAUCACUGACUGAUGAAGAGAUUAUAGAUGGAGUUUCAACAACAAUCUCCAGCUUUCUGCCUCAACCCCACAAGAAAGAAGACUCUAAUUCACGUAAAUUAUGCAAUGGGAAUCAUGUGGAAAACACUGAAGUGAAAUUCACGAAAGUUUUGAGGACCAAAUGGGGCAAUGACCCUUUAUUCUUGGGAUCAUAUAGUUAUGUUGCAGUUGGCUCGAGUGGUGAAGAUUUAGACACCAUAGCUAAACCAUUGCCAGAAAAUAUUUGCAGCAGCUGUGAGUCUACUGGGUUUGUUCCUCCACUGCAAAUUCUCUUUGCAGGAGAGGCAACUCACAGAACCCAUUAUUCUACAACUCAUGGUGCCUAUUUUAGUGGCCUUAGAGAAGCCAAUAGGCUUCUACAACAUUACCACUGUGAGGAGAUUUAGGAUACUUUAUUAGCAGCUUGCUUUAUUAUUAUUAUUAUUAUUAUCAUGAUCAAUAUUUUUAUUAUUUUUAACACCUA
This is a messenger RNA of Mangifera indica (mango), 2061 nucleotides long. Its product is annotated as probable polyamine oxidase 5. NCBI's taxonomy places the organism in Eukaryota, Viridiplantae, Streptophyta, Magnoliopsida, Sapindales, Anacardiaceae. The coding region runs from base 302 to 1984 and encodes 560 amino acids. Gene Ontology annotation, molecular function: polyamine oxidase activity. The record is from RefSeq and is a predicted model, not a curated record. The transcript has a single exon.